Molecule: messenger RNA, 4359 nt
Organism: Magnusiomyces paraingens
Lineage: Eukaryota; Fungi; Ascomycota; Dipodascomycetes; Dipodascales; Dipodascaceae
Exons: 1
Coding region: 1-4359 (1452 amino acids)
Biological process (GO): positive regulation of transcription by RNA polymerase II; DNA-templated transcription
Cellular component (GO): nucleus
Molecular function (GO): zinc ion binding; sequence-specific DNA binding; DNA-binding transcription factor activity, RNA polymerase II-specific
Source: RefSeq, a predicted model, not a curated record
AUGCCACCCAGCCGCUCCCGUCCUGCAGCAGCUUCUUCUCCAAGUAACUCUCCAGUGCACCAAUCCUCACAUCAAAAUCAAAAUCAAAAUCAACAACAACACCAUAAACAACACCAUCAACUAUCUCCAUUACAGCGAUUACAAUCAUUUCCACCCCCACCAAUACACACACCACAACAGCUUAUUUUAGAACCACUCACUAUCAUCAACAAUCAACCAUCUUCUAGCAAUGAAAGCAAACACCAACUUACUCAAACUCUUUUCUCGGGACUUACAUCAGGACAAUAUCACCAACACCAUCAACAGUAUAAACCUCCAUGGCUUUCCAGUCCAAAAUCCAAUAAUAAAUAUUUGCCAUUGGCCCCUCCAAUAACUCAGGAUCCUUCAUCCUCACCUAUUGUUCUCCCACCAAUCCAUCUCCAGCAAUCUCAAUCUGCCCCAGAGUUAACUCAACCGCAGUCUAUGCUUUCUCCAGAGACUUCAGGUUCUCAACAACAACAACAACAACAACAACAACAACAACAACAACAACAACAACAACAACAACAACAACAACAACAACAACAACAACAACAACAACAACAACAACAACAACAACAACAACAACAACAACAACAACAACAACAACAACAACAACAACAACAACAACAACAACAACAACAACAACAACAACAACAACAACAACAACAACAACAACAACAACAACAACAACAACAACAACAACAACAACAACAACAGCAGCAGCAACAGCAACAGCAACAGCAGCAACAGCAACAGCAGCAGCGGCAGCGGCAGCAACAGUAUUUACCGGGAAUCUCACAAGUCUCUUCAAGACCUCCUGGAUACUCUUCAGCUACUUCUUCUAAUCCAGCAUCUACUUCAUCCUCUCCUCUCCCUACUUCUUCUUCUUCUUCCGGACUUUCAGCUUUUGACACUCCAGGUUCUUAUUCCUCUUCUUCAGACCCAUCUUAUUCAAAAUCAACACCAAUUUCAACAAAUUCUUUAUCGACCUCCUCAUCUCCAUCUAUUUUACCUCCUUUCACUACUGCAAAUAUUCGUAAACCUCAUCAUGAUCAAAGACUAGCCUCUCGAGCCACUGCCCCACCACUAACACAACAAAUAACCCAAUCAUCCUCCUCCUCCUCCUCCGGAAGUUGUUCCUUUACUGGGCCUGCGGGGGGUUCUCAUGCAGGGUUUAUUUCUUCUCCAUCUUCUUCUUCUCCCCCAUCUUCUGUCUCCAUUACAAUUUCCUCGGUCUCUGCCGUGACUCUCCCACUUAGCUCCGGGCAGCGAACCGUUGCCUUAUCUCCGUUACCGGCCCUAAACCAGCCACCUCCACAAACUCACCACCACCACAAUAAUUCACCCUCACCCCCAUCUGACGUAAUAUCCGCAGUGACUAAUUUUACUCCUGCUGCAUCAUCACCAUCAUCAUCAUCAUCAUCUACCCGUCUCUACCCAACUUCUUCUUCUUCUUCUUCUUCUUCUUCUUCUUCUUAUUCUUCUUCUUCUUCUUCUUCUUCUUCUUCUUCUUCAUCUACUACCACAAACUCUUCAACACAACCACCAUCAACCUCUUCUUCUAAUUUCUCAUCAUCUAAAAGAACAAAUGCAAUGCCUAUCCCCAGCGGCUCCUCAGAAUCUUUAGACCAAAAUCAGAACACUUCGUCAACAGCUAAUUCUGCUUCUUCUAUCUCGUCCCCUUCUUCGCUCCUCCCCUCUGGAAAAAACAGAAUACGGGUCGCCAAAGCUUGCGACCGAUGCAAACGUCGUAAAACAAAAUGCGACGGCAGAUACCCUUGUGUUGCAUGUAAAAAAACUAAAUCUGCAUGCCUCUACACCCCAUCUUCCUUUGUGCGCUCUGCCUCUUCCUCUACUGGAGUAAUUAAAUCCUACAAUAGCCCAGGAGCAACAUCUCCAGACCAUAACAGACACAAUAACAUGUCACCAUCAUCUCCCUCUCAACAAAACCUGGCAAGCAUUCCUGCUAUCACAAACCUAGUCUAUGAGGAAACACCAGCAGCAAGUUCUUCUAGCAGUAAUACAAAUAGUAAUACUUAUAGUCAGUCGCAGAGUCGCAAACGCAGCCUCAGUGUUACUAAUGGUGAAGACGAUUCUCCAGAGUCUCCUUCAGACCGGACCAGCGGGUUUAUUUCUACAGACCUUGAGACUUGUCUUUCUAAUAUCUCAUCCCAGAUUGCCCAAGUAGCUUCAGCUAUUAACAACACAUUUGCUUCUCAAGCAUCAUCAUCUUCUUCUUCUUCUUCUUCUUCUUCUUCAUUUUCAUCUUCAUCUUCUUCAAUAAAUAAUGAAAAAGAUAAUCUCUCUGAACGAAACCGCCAGAUUGAAAAAAUUUCUGAUAUUUCUCAAAUGCUUGACGUGUACAAGAUGCGCAAGGCUCCCUUCCCAACUCACUACUUUUCCAAGCUUCGCUAUUCUCGCAGAUACCUAAACUUUCUGCCUCAUCAAUUUGGGCUUUCCCUCUACAAUUCAAUUUCUGAGCGCGCUCGCGAAAAAGUUAGUGUCCCGCGCGUCCAGCUCUACGGCUGGAACAUGGCAGGCUCGCACUUUCUUAAAGCUCGAAGCCUGGAUCCAGGAGUCGAGCUUCUUGAUGAUACUACCACAAGGUACCUUCUCAAAUACUUUUUCAUAAACAUCAAUCCCCUCUAUUCAAUCAUACAUGAGCCCAUGUUUAUGAAACAAUAUGAAGCGUUUCUCGCUACCACUGAUAAGCGUGAGUGCCGGCUAUUCAUGGCAAAUUUAUAUGUGGCCUGUGCAACUGCAAUGCGAUUUUCCGAGGUUAUUGAUCGCAAAGAGUACGAGUCAGGGUUGGAAGAAAAGCUUUUUGAUGACGCAUUGUCGACGAUCCAAGCCUUUAGUUUUGAAUGGGAAAGCACAGAGAUUAUCCAAGGCUGGCUUCUUAUUACUUUUUAUGUCCGCGCUUGUUAUCGUCAACCGGCCGCUUGGAGUUCCCUAUGUCAAGCUGCUCGCAUGGUUCAAGGCAUGGGUCUUCACAAACGCACAUCAUUUGAAGUUUAUCUUAGUGACUAUGACCAUUUGAAACGCCGCAGUGCAUUGUGGUCAUGUUUUUCACUUGAACGCAGUCUCUGUGUUGAUUUCUGCAGAACGUUUCAUUUUCUUGAAGACCAGCUUGCAUACUCAGUCCCACAAACAUAUAAAGACAAUGGGUGGCAGUCACCCUUGACAUAUGGACUCAUUAUGCUUGGCCACACAAUACGCGAUUUGUGCUUUGAUACGGAUUUCCGCAUGCCUGAAGAAAAGGUAAAGGAAACUGCACAAAACUUGUUGGAGUGGAACAAUUCAAUGCGUGAACUUAACCUAGCAGACGAUCAUCGUAUUGGCAACACGCGGUACCCAAUUGGUCUUGUGGCACAUGUCAGACUCACAUACUACAAUUUCAUUUUCUUCAUUUAUAUGCGCUCCAUCUUUUCGCUAGUUGACAAGGAUAUGGGUGACCGGUACCCGGAUGUUAAGAUUCUAACAGAUGCCAUUACUGGAGUCAACAUAGUUACUGACAUUUUAGAGCGUGAAAAGCAAUUGCUUGCCCCAUGGUGGUACACACUUUCGAGUCUUUUUUGCACAGGGUGUGUAUGCUUGCUUUUCAUUAGUAACAAUAUCCAGCUCAACAAAAUGACGGCUGAACUGGCCAAAGUUAUUCGCAAGGUCACGCUCAUUGCAGAGGAUGGCCGGUUUGUGAUGGCCAAGGAGUGUUUAUGGUCUCUUAAAACACUUAAUCACAUGUUACUCACUCGCAUGCAAGAGUCUCAGCGCAGACUCAAGGAAAUUGGUAUUGACCAUGGGGAGUCGAGUAUCAAUAACAUUCGGUUCUUUGACAUGGGUUUUGUAGAUGAAAAGGGGAACCCUCAGAAACCUGUGGUGGAGGCGCAAACCGAACGAGCAGGAACUUCGGCAGCACCCGUGGUCUCACAGUUACUACCACAACCGCUAUCGGAACCGCAACCGCAACAACAACAACAACAACAACCGCAACUGCAACCGCAACAACAGCAACCAUCACAACAACAGCAACAACAACAGCAACAACAACAGCAAGUCGCCAUACACAUUUCUUCUUCUGAAGUCAUUUUUGACCCCCCGUUAUCCAACACGUCAUCAGACUCUUCAGCUGCCCUUAGAUCGGGACCCUCACAUGUUCCCGCAGCCACAUCAAAUCCGUCGGCAGUGCCCUCGGAUUCGGUGGAUCCUAAUGACCCUACCAUGCCGUUUGUUGAUCCGGUUGUGAGUCUUGAUUGGUUUUCCAAUUGGACUUGGGAGUUUGAGUCAUCUCUAGCUUCUUAUUUUACAGGACCUCCCCCUGAGUCUGCACGAAAUGUAUAA